Molecule: messenger RNA, 570 nt
Organism: [Torrubiella] hemipterigena
Lineage: Eukaryota; Fungi; Ascomycota; Sordariomycetes; Hypocreales; Clavicipitaceae
Source: the annotation of a GenBank genome assembly
AUGCUCUUGAUGAUGCAGUGUAUAGCAUCUUUGCAUCGACAUUUCCAAAGGACUAACUACAUCAUGGACCCUACGACGCUUAAGGCCUCGGCCAUCGAGACCAUGUACAAGGUGGCUCAAGCUACAGAUGAUCUCGACAUUCCACUCCUAGAAAGCCUGUUCAUGCCAGACCAGAGCGUCAUGGUAGAUGUGAGCGGCCAUCUAGGAUUGCCUCCCCAGGAUGUCAUGCCUCCGCAACUGGCUCAGCAAAUGAUUCAAGCCAUCUCAGGCUUCACAGCCACCCAUCACGUCAUCACCAACCCCAUCGUUACUCUGGAAAUCGGGAGCCCCAUCAAAGCAAAAGCUGUGGCUCUCAAGACGGCAUAUCAUUGCAUUCAAGGCGAUGACGAGAUGCAAUCCGCUACGGCGCGAGGAAAAUGGGAUAUGCAGAUGGAGCAGGCGGAUGGUCAAUGGGCCAUUACACAUUUCACCGUGGUCAGAACUGUGCCCCUGCUGCCGAGUGAGCUUAGCUUAUGGGAUGUUGCCAGAGCGCGUGUAAAGGAGAGUAAAGGCAGAGUAGCCAAAAGCUGA